This is a messenger RNA of Sphenostylis stenocarpa, 2196 nucleotides long. NCBI's taxonomy places the organism in Eukaryota, Viridiplantae, Streptophyta, Magnoliopsida, Fabales, Fabaceae. The record is from the annotation of a GenBank genome assembly.
AUGGAUGUGGAGGACUGGGAUUUGAGCGCAGAGGACCUCGAUUCCCUCGAAAGAGAUGCUUUCCAGAAGAUUUCUCAACUACGCAACCCUCCUCCUCCUUCUUCUCCGCAUCAACAUCACAAUUCUGCAACUACAACAACGAAUUACUUCCCACCAAAACCCCUUCCCAAUUCGCGUCCCCAAACUGUUGGUGCUUCGUCUCAAGGAGCAAGAGCAUUGCCCACGUCAUUGAAAUCAGGGACAAACAACGACAAACAUUCAGAAAAAGGGCUGAUAAAGUUUUCAGUCAAAUUUUUUCUUCAUUCCAGUGGAAAUAUUGCAGCAAAGUUUCAAUAUGACCAGGUAGUAGUUGCUGCUUUUCGAAAAGUCCCUAAAUCUUCUUGGAAUGCAAAGGAACGGUUAUGGAUAUUUCCGCAAUCUUCCUUGUCAGAAGCAGAAAAGUUUCUUGGAGAAAUAUCAGGUUAUAAUGUUCAGAUAGAAAACUUAGAUCCCUUAGUGCAACGUGCCAUUGCUGCAGCUUCUGCUGUUCCAGAUCUUCAAGAUCGUUACCACAAGAUUCCUAGUUAUAUUGAAUCAAAGCUAUUGCCAUUUCAGCGAGAAGGUGUUAGGUUUAUAUUGCAGCAUGGAGGACGUGUUCUCUUAGCAGAUGAAAUGGGACUUGGGAAAACAUUGCAAGCCAUUGCUGUAGCUUCAUGCAUUCAGGAGUCGUGGCCUGUUCUCAUAAUUGCACCAUCUUCGUUACGCUUGCAAUGGGCUUCUAUUGUCUUACCUCAAAGUGGUGGAUCAAAUAGAGGAGGUUUCAAUAUAGUAUCUUCAAGUGCUAAAAACAGUAUUCGUCUGGAUGGACUAUUCAACAUUAUCUCAUACGAGUUGGUGCCAAAACUACAGAAUAUGCUUAUGACAUGUGAAUUUAAGGUUGUGAUUGCUGAUGAAUCACAUUUUCUGAAAAAUGCUCAGGCAAAGAGGACAACUGCUUCUCUUCCUGUCAUAAAGAAAGCUCAAUAUGCAUUAUUGCUUAGUGGAACACCUGCGUUAUCCAGACCAAUUGAACUAUUCAAGCAGCUGGAAGCUUUGUAUCCUGAUGUAUAUAAGAACGUUCAUGAAUAUGGUAACCGGUACUGCAAGGGUGGAUUUUUUGGACUUUAUCAAGGUGCGAGUAAUCAUGAAGAGUUGCACAACUUGAUGAAGGCAACAGUGUUGAUUCGCAGGCUUAAAAGUGAUGUUCUUUCUCAACUUCCUGUAAAGCGCAGGCAACAAGUCUUCCUAGACUUGGCUGACAAGGACAUGAAGCAAAUUAAUGCUUUAUUUCGAGAGUUGGGGAUGGUAAAAGCUAAAAUUAAGGCAGCUAAAUCACAAGAGGAGGCAGAAUCACUCAAGUUUACUCAAAAGAAUAUAAUUAACAAGAUAUAUACUGAUUCAGCAGAAGCCAAGAUUCCAUCUGUUCUUGAUUAUGUUGGAACUGUCAUUGAGAUUAGAUGUGAACAGACCGUUGUUGAGCUGAUUGAUUUAUCUCAUGCUUCACCUAACCGAAUGAGUAUGGUUAAGGAUGGCAUCUGCGGUUUUGCAGGUUGCAAGUUUCUUAUAUUUGCACACCAUCAGCCAAUGAUUGAUUCAAUACAUGAAUUCCUUCGUAAGAAAAAAGUGGGUUGCAUCCGGAUUGAUGGAGGUACACCUGCUGCAUCCAGGCAACAAUUGAUUACAGAGUUUCAGGAAAAGGAUUCUAUAAAAGCAGCAGUGCUAUCUAUUAAAGCUGGAGGCGUUGGGUUAACUUUAACUGCUGCCAGCACAGUAAUCUUUGCAGAAUUGUCUUGGACUCCCGGUGACCUAAUUCAGGCCGAGGACCGCGUCCAUAGAAUUGGCCAGGUGUCUUCAGUAAAUAUAUACUACUUGCUAGCAAAUGACACGGUUGAUGACAUCAUAUGGGAUGUAGUGCAAAGCAAACUGGAAAAUCUGGGGCAGAUGUUAGACGGUCAUGAAAAGGCCUUGGAGGUCUCGGCUAGUCUGCCAGAGAAUAGCCCUUCAAAGCAGAAAACUCUAGACCAGUUUGUUAGAAGACCUGAAAACAUGGAUACGUUGGUGAAUAGCCCUUCAAGGCAGAAAACACUAGACCAGUUUGUUAGAAGAUGUGAUAACAUGGAUAAGUUGGAACAUGACCCCGACCCCAACCCCAAACGUCCCCGAAACACUGACCCUUGA